Phaethon lepturus (White-tailed tropicbird) is the source of this 1233-nucleotide messenger RNA. It is a transcript of the gene DNAJB12, whose product is annotated as DnaJ (Hsp40) homolog, subfamily B, member 12. Bases 81 to 998 code for a protein of 305 amino acids. Lineage: Eukaryota; Metazoa; Chordata; Aves; Phaethontiformes; Phaethontidae. The record is from RefSeq and is a predicted model, not a curated record. The transcript has 8 exons. Gene Ontology annotation, biological process: cellular response to misfolded protein. Gene Ontology annotation, cellular component: endoplasmic reticulum membrane. Gene Ontology annotation, molecular function: Hsp70 protein binding.
UUGAAUCACUCAACAAGAAUGAGCAAUCGGCCAAUGGCCAGUCCCAGUCUAGGGAGUCCACAAACCCUCAGUUCAAGAAAAUGAGCGGAGACUUCCCGUCGGCCAACGGAGAGGCUGGUGGGGAGGCCCCCAAGGGCUACACUCAGGACCAGGUGGAUGCAGUGAAGAGGGUAAAGCAAUGCAAAGAUUACUAUGAAAUUCUGGGAGUAAACAGAGAAGCUUCUGACGAGGACCUGAAAAAAGCUUACCGGAAACUUGCACUGAAGUUUCACCCAGAUAAGAACCACGCACCAGGGGCUACAGAGGCGUUUAAAGCCAUCGGUAAUGCAUACGCGGUAUUGAGCAACCCCGAGAAGAGGAAGCAAUACGACCAGUUUGGAGAUGAGAAACUCAACCCUGCUCGGCACGGACACAGUCACUCGGACUUCCACCGCGGGUUUGAGGCAGACAUCUCCCCUGAGGACCUCUUCAACAUGUUUUUUGGUGGUGGUUUUCCUUCUAGUAACGUUCACGUAUACAGCAAUGGCAGGAUGCGAUAUACCUACCAUCAGAGGCAGGACAGACGAGAACAUCAGGGUGACGGUGGCCUUGGGUUGUUUGUCCAGCUGAUGCCUAUCCUCAUCCUGAUCAUUGUGUCUGCUCUCAGCCAGAUGAUGGUCUCCAGCCCACCCUACAGUUUGAGCCAGAGGCCGUCUGUGGGUCACAUACACAGGAGAGUGACAGAGCACUUGAAAGUCGUCUACUACGUAUCCGAGAACUUUGCAGAUGAAUACACGGGCACGAACCUGAAAAAUGUUGAAAGGAGCGUGGAGGACGACUAUAUCGCAAACCUUCGAAAUAACUGCUGGAAAGAGAAACAGCAGAAGGAAGGCUUGUUGUACCGGGCACGCUACUUCGGAGACUCGGAUCUGUACCAGCGAGCACAGAAGAUGGGCACCCCCAGCUGUAGCAGACUGUCAGACGUUCAAGCCUCUCUGCAAGCCUCUCUGCAUGGAUAGUCACCGCCUGCCCGCUCAGCAGAGACUCGAAAUGCCUGAAGACUUUUGGUGAACUGCACUGAGCCGAGGUGACAGACUUGAUAUUUAAAAGAAUCAAACCCUAUCGUAAAAAUGGAAUUGGAGAAUUAGCAACGCACAACUGCCCUCUUUCUUCUCUCUGCCUGUCUCUGCCGUUUGACCUGCGUCUCGGGCAGCGAUUGGGACAGGAAAUCAAGCUGCCCAUCUUCCUCCUUCC